This is a messenger RNA of Linum tenue, 132 nucleotides long. Lineage: Eukaryota; Viridiplantae; Streptophyta; Magnoliopsida; Malpighiales; Linaceae. The record is from the annotation of a GenBank genome assembly.
AUGGAUUGUCUCCUUCUGUACAGUUUCAAUCUCCAAAGCAUCCAACUCUUGAUCCAAAACUUGACAAAGAUCCAUAACUACACUCUCAUGGAUCUUUUGCCACAAGUGAGCACGGAAAAUCUGGAUCAAUGA